AUACUUCCCCUUAAUCCGUUUCUGGAUAAAGAUGAUGUGCUGCGGACGGGGGGUCGUCUUGGUACAUCUCUGGAUCUAGCGUACAACGAACGGCAUCCAGUAAUACUUCCAUACAAUUGUAGAUUAUCCCGUCUGAUUGUCCAAUUCAUCCAUGAAACUUCCUCAUACGAACGCAGUAUUGGAUUCCGAAGGUGAAAACGAUGAUAAGGUCCACAAUCCAUAACUGCAAGAUCUGCACUAUCUAUAAAAAACGCGCGCAAGGCCAACUUAUGGGGAUUCUUCCACAAGAGCGAACAACUUUUUCGCGACCAUUUACCAAUGCUGGGGUGGAUUUUGCUGGACCAUUCGACAUUAAGAGUUAUCGUGGACGAGGCUGCCGAAUGUCAAAGGGUUAUGUGUGUCUAUUUGUCUGCUUUUCUACCAAGGCCAUUCAUUUAGAGGCCACAAGCGACCUAAGUACUCAAUCGUUUUUAGCAGCAUUUUCCAGAUUCGUUUCCAGACGAGGGUGUCCAAAAAAUGUGUACUCAGAUAAUGGGACAAAUUUCGUAGGAGCAUCACGGGCCUUAAAAGCGGAGCUAAAGGCAUUUCUAUCCGACGCGCGGACGAAUACGUUAUCAAAAUAUGCCCAUCAGGCAUUGACUUGGCAUUUCAUACCUGCCGCAGCUCCGCACAUGGGUGGUCUGUGGGAGGCAGGUGUGAAAAGCUUUAAAAGCCACUUUAAAAAGAUCGCGUCUAAUAUGAAGUACACAUUUGAGGAAUUCAACACUCUACUAUGCCGAGUUGAGUCGUGUCUCAACUCACGUCCGCUGAGCCCAGCUUCCAAUGAACCAUCUGACCUUGAGCCUUUAACUCCAGGUCACUUUCUAGUAGGCGGACAUCUGUUAGCUCCAACAGAAAUAGAUGUUAACGAGAAUCCUGCCUCGAUUGUCAAUCGGUGGCAGAAACUCAAGGCCUUGCAUCAAAACUUCUGCAGAAGGUGGAAAACCGAGUACCUUUCAGAACUACAAAAGCGGGUCAAGUGGAAGAAUCCUAAAUCAAAUAUGAAAGUGGGAGAUCUAGUAGUAAUCAGAGAAGAUAAUCUACCGCCCCAUGAAUGGCGAUUAGGAAGAGUGGUCAAUUUGCACCCAGGCUCCGACAACCGGGUACGCGUAGUAGAUAUCAUAACAGAGAAGGGCAAA
Rhagoletis zephyria (snowberry fruit fly) is the source of this 1178-nucleotide messenger RNA. RefSeq lists its product as uncharacterized. The record is from RefSeq and is a predicted model, not a curated record. NCBI's taxonomy places the organism in Eukaryota, Metazoa, Arthropoda, Insecta, Diptera, Tephritidae. Gene Ontology annotation, molecular function: nucleic acid binding. Gene Ontology annotation, biological process: DNA integration.